CACAGUAGUUGCUUCAUCGCCAUCGCCAAUCUCGCUCUCCCUUAUUUUGCAUAAAAAAUAAACAAAAAGCUCUGCUCAAACUAUGUUUUCACAAUAAAAUCCAACACAUUUGCGGAAAAACGAAAAAGAACCCCGAAAUAAUCGUGAAAUACAAGCUAUUGCGCAUUUUAAGGAAGCAAAGCAAACAACAACACGAGCAACAAAAACAACGGGAACAGCAUAGCAAAAGUUCACAACCGCUGAGUCCGGAGAGCUGGCGUUGGCGAUGGCCACGGCUCCGCGAUCCCUGGACACCAUCUCCCUCUGCUCGACCGUCUCCAGCUGCCCGGAUCGGAAUGGCUUCUAUGGCGGCUUCCAGCGCACAGAUAAGCCCAAGGAGCCGCUCUCCAAGGCGCAGAUCAUCGCCAGGGAGAAGAAAUGGCUCUACAUGAUCGACAACUGGUCCAUUUACAUGUCCAAAAACUACAAAAAGAUCCGAGAUCGUUGUCGCAAGGGUAUUCCCAAGUCGGUGCGACCCAAGGCCUGGUUCUAUUUAUCGGGGGCGUAUCUUCUAAAGAAAAAGAACCCCAACGUAUACCACGAGCUUCUCGAAAAGCCCGGCAACCCAACGACCAUCGAGGAGAUCAAGAAGGACAAACAUCGCCAGUUUCCGUUCCACGAAAUGUUUCUCGACGAGCAGAAAGUCGGUCAGAUCGAACUCUUUAAUGUGCUAAAGGCCUACUCGAUAUACAAUCCCAAGGUGGGCUUCUGCCAGGCGCAGGCACCAAUAGCCGCAUUCCUAUUGAUGCACCUGCCCGCGGAGGACGCCUUUUGGGUCUUUGUCAGCGUUUGCGAUGUCUACCUGCAGGACUACUUUAUACCCGGCUUGGAGGUGAUCCAGAACGAUGCUGGCAUCCUGGAGGGCCUGCUGAAGAAGACGUGCCCACCCGUCUACCGGCACCUACAAAAGCACAAAGUGGAGCCGCUGCUCUACAUGACCGAUUGGUUCCUGUGUGCGAUGACGCGCACUUUGCCUUGGGAGACUUUGCUGCGCGUGUGGGAUUGUUUCCUGGCCGAGGGCAUCCGGGUGAUGUUCAAGGUGGCCCUGGUCAUCAUUGGUGCUUCGCUCAGCCGGCACAAGGUGAGGAAGACGUGCACUGGGCUCUGCGAGACGCUGGCCGUUCUCCGGUCCCCCGAGGAUCACAUUGUGGAGGAGGAGUUUAUUAUCAACAACAUGAUGCGGCUGAACCUGCGCGUCGAGGACUUCCAGAUCGAGCACACACGCCAGAAAGCUCGCCGGGCCAAGCAGAAGGCGCAGCAGGAGGCGGAAUCCAGCGGCUCUGGCAACGGACAUCGACGCAACAUGCCGACGCUGUGAAAAAUGGCAACUACUACUACUUCAACAAAUUGUUACUAAACACACACAAAAAACAACACAGCAUAGUUGCAUAAGAUUUGUACGUUUAAAGUCGAAUAGAAGACAGGUCGUGCACAAAGUGGAUUGGAGACGAGUGACCGCGAACUGGUUCAGUCGGUUGGCCAGUCAAUUACGGAGACAUCAUUCCAUGCAAUCAGUUUGCCUAAUUUUAAGACAAUUCUUUUGUUGAGCACAUUCGGACUGGACUUGUAUCGGUAUUUGUUUUCGUAUUAUUCAUUUAGUGGCAAUUAUUACGAGCGUGCAAUUUGUUUAUGCUUUUCAAAAGUAUUUAUUACAUAUUUAUUAUUAUCGCGUAACAUUAAACACUUUAGCGUUAGCGAUGAGUUGAGGACCCCGAACAUAUCCUAUGAUUAUCAUCACCAUCCCAAGGCAGCUAACACAAGGACUGGAGAAUUAUAUAGUUUUGAAUUUUUAUCCGUAUUCACUCCGAGACGAAAAUGUUGAUAUUUACCUACUAUAAUGCGUUACGAACGACUUCUGUUGUGCCCCGAGCGUGAAAAGUUUGGAGGAGACCUGUUUUGUGACGGGUUUUGUGGCAAAAUUAAUAUUAACUUUAAUACUAAUAAAACAAAUUAUACCGAACUAUUAACAAA
This is a messenger RNA of Drosophila ficusphila, 2010 nucleotides long. RefSeq names its product TBC1 domain family member whacked (gene wkd). Bases 266 to 1357 code for a protein of 363 amino acids. Lineage: Eukaryota; Metazoa; Arthropoda; Insecta; Diptera; Drosophilidae. The record is from RefSeq and is a predicted model, not a curated record. The transcript is spliced from 4 exons.